Lecanosticta acicola is the source of this 279-nucleotide messenger RNA. Lineage: Eukaryota; Fungi; Ascomycota; Dothideomycetes; Mycosphaerellales; Mycosphaerellaceae. The record is from the annotation of a GenBank genome assembly.
AUGAUAUCGGAAUAUUGGAACGCAACCCUCCAGGACUACUGCUUGAAAGCAUUCGUUGCCGGCAUGGGCGCCCUCUGCGCCGUUCUCAUGCUCCGUCUCUGGCCACAGGAUCCUAUCCCAAACACGGACUCGAAGGAGGAGGAGAAGAAGAAGGAGGAUCAGCAGCAGCGGCCCCACGCGUGGGAGCUUGUGGAUUCCACAUCACCACACGGCACUCGCCGCACGCCUUUCCGCCUCGCACUGGAGGAUCUGAUGGAAGAUACGACAGAAGAUGUAUGA